AUGUUUUCAGGAGAGCCGACAUUAACACCUCCACCACGUUCACCAGGUUACGCACCUGCAACCCCUGCCUCUGGCGACGCUAAACACCACCCACCAGACGGUACUUCUUCCGACAAGUCUUCGGAGACUGCAGUCGGCGGUGUUUCCCGAACCCCCAGUACUGCGCUAACGCGAAAAGAGAGUUACAAGGCACAACGCCAGCACUAUCGCCGUGAGAAGAAACGCGCUGCGUCCGCGUUGCUGCACUCCAUUGAGGACCCUAGCGUUGUGGUUCUUGCGGACUGGUUGAAGGUCCGAGGCUCUCUAAAAUCAUGGACAAAGUUGUGGUGUGUGUUGAAACCCGGGCUUUUACUGUUGUAUAAAAGUCCUAAAGCUAAAAGUAGUCACUGGGUGGGCACUGUGCUUCUCACCUCGUGCCAGGUCAUCGAACGGCCUAGCAAAAAAGACGGAUUCUGUUUUAAACUUUACCACCCUCUCGAGCAGAGCAUUUGGGCGCCAAGGGGACCACACAACGAGACUAUCGGUGCGGUAGUUCAGCCACUACCGACCGCCCACCUGAUAUUCCGCGCGCCUUCACAGGCCGCUGGCCACUGUUGGCUCGACGGGCUCGAACUCGCCCUACGAUGCAGCAAUGCUAUGCUCAGAUGCUCGCGCUCGCGGCGCACCGACGCGGCCGAGGCGGACGCGGCGGCGGCGCACGCGCAGCUCAGCCACGAGGAGCUCGAGAAGCACUUCAAUGAACAAGAUUACAGCCCCAAAAGGUAUUCACCUACAACGCUUUCUUAUAAAUUGAAAAAACUAAAAACCAGAAAAUUAUCGAAGUGGGCGCAGUUCGUCGAAUCUAUUGAGAUUGUGUCUCGAGAACACGACUCCAGUGAAUCAAUUGACGAGAAAAUAGAACGAGACAAAAAUGGCAACACCCAAAUAACGGAAAAGAAGGACUUCUUCGAUUUUUUCAAAAGGAAAGACAUAGAGCGCAACACUGCGACGACGUCGUCAAUGCGAACAUUCACAGAAUCCAAAGCCGUUAAACUGAACAGCAAAAGCCUUACGUCCAGUCCUUUGAAAAUAGAAAAAAAAAUGCCUAUCCUCAAAUGUUUUGACAUACCGAAAACAACUACAGAGAAGAAAAUUAAAGACAGAGUGACAACACCAACAAACAUCAUCGAAGAAAAUUUGAUUAAACUCAUGACGUCAUUACCGAUAAGACGCAGCUCGACGCCGUCAACUCAAAAAUUAACACAGAAAAGGAUUUCCGAACUCAGGUCGUCUGGAGUUAAAACCGACUCUGAGGAUGAUUACUUAAAGUUAGAAUUAACAAAAAAGAAGAAGGAUAACUCGGAACUGUUAUGCGCUACGCCCGAGAAUAUAAUUAUUACUAAAACAGCGCCAUCUGUUGAGCGGUUUCGGAAGUACAGUUCGUCGUCUACCGAUGACGUUUGUGAUGCUCAAAGACG
This is a messenger RNA of Hyposmocoma kahamanoa, 1457 nucleotides long. Its product is annotated as oxysterol-binding protein-related protein 8-like. The transcript has 7 exons. NCBI's taxonomy places the organism in Eukaryota, Metazoa, Arthropoda, Insecta, Lepidoptera, Cosmopterigidae. The annotation marks the transcript as partial. The record is from RefSeq and is a predicted model, not a curated record.